Neomonachus schauinslandi (Hawaiian monk seal) is the source of this 593-nucleotide messenger RNA. Its product is annotated as ADP-ribosylation factor 4-like. Gene Ontology annotation, cellular component: plasma membrane; cytoplasm. Gene Ontology annotation, molecular function: GTP binding; GTPase activity. Gene Ontology annotation, biological process: vesicle-mediated transport; intracellular protein transport. The coding region runs from base 1 to 564 and encodes 187 amino acids. The record is from RefSeq and is a predicted model, not a curated record. The transcript is spliced from 2 exons. Lineage: Eukaryota; Metazoa; Chordata; Mammalia; Carnivora; Phocidae.
AUGGGCCUCAGCAUCUCCUCCCUUUUCUCCUGCCUCUUACGCAAGAAGCAGAUGCGCAGGGGCGCCUGGCGGAUGUGCAUUUUGAUGGUUGGAUUGGAUGCUGCUGGCAAGACGACCAUUCUGUAUAAACUGAAGUUAGGGGAGAUAGUCACCACCAUUCAUACCAUUGGUUUUAAUGUGGAAACAGUAGAAUAUAAGAACAUUUGUUUCACAGUAUGGGAUGCUGGUGGUCAAGAUAAAAUUAGGCCUCUCUGGAGGCAUUCCUUCCAAAACACCCAGGGUCUUAUUUUUGUGAUAGAUAGUAAUGAUCGUGAAAGAAUUCGGGAAGGAGCUGAAGAGCUGCAGAAAAUGCUUCAGGAAGAUGAGUUGCGAGAUGCAGUGUUGCUGCUUUUUGCAAACAAACAGGAUUUGCCAAAUGCUAUGGCCAUCAGUGAAAUGUCAGAUAAAUUAGGUCUUCAGUCUCUUCGUAACAGAACAUGGUAUGUUCAAGCCCCUUGUGCUACACAAGGAACUGGUCUGUCUGAGGGACUUGACUGGCUGUCAAACGAGCUUUCAAAACAUUAAAUGAAACUGGAUAUCUAACCAAGGACACA